Molecule: messenger RNA, 663 nt
Organism: Miscanthus lutarioriparius
Lineage: Eukaryota; Viridiplantae; Streptophyta; Magnoliopsida; Poales; Poaceae
Source: the annotation of a GenBank genome assembly
AUGGCAGCAGCAGCGGCCACUGUUCGCCAUGGCUCCGCCAGUAGCACCUCCGUCUCCCUCGCCAUCGUCCUCGCUGCCGUCGCCAUCACCUGCUCGUCGUUUCCUCCGAGCAGCGCCGCCGCCAAGGCGGCACCGUGCUCGAGCCAGACCUUCUCGGGCACCGGCGGCGGGCAGCAGCACCCCUACGCGUCGUGCGCGGACCUGCCGCGCCUCGGGGCCACACUGCACUACAACUACACGGCCGCCACCAACACCGUCGCCGUCGCGUUCCGGGCGCCGCAGGCCAAGGGCGACGACGGGUGGGUGGCGUGGGGGAUCAACCCUAGCGGCAGCACCGGCAUGGUCGGCACGCAGGCCGUGGUCGCGUUCCAGCACUCCAACGGCAGCCUCGUCGCGUACCCGACGGUGCUCGACAGCUACGUGCCGUCCAUGGCGCCCGCGGCGCCCGGUGACCUGGCGUUCCCGGUGUCGGACGUGGCCGCGGAGUACGCAGACGGGAAGGAGAUGGUGGUGUACGCGACGCUGGCGCUGCCGGCCGGGAAGGGGAGCAAGUUCACCCAAGUGUGGCAGCAGGGGACUGCGGUGGUGAACGACGUGCCGGCGGCGCACCCCACCACCGGGGACAACAUCCUUUCCACCGCCACCAUCGAUUUCAGCGAUUGA